Molecule: messenger RNA, 762 nt
Organism: Diceros bicornis minor
Lineage: Eukaryota; Metazoa; Chordata; Mammalia; Perissodactyla; Rhinocerotidae
Product: agouti-signaling protein-like
Exons: 3
Coding region: 1-333 (110 amino acids)
Biological process (GO): hormone-mediated signaling pathway; melanosome organization; positive regulation of melanin biosynthetic process
Cellular component (GO): extracellular region
Molecular function (GO): melanocortin receptor binding; neuropeptide hormone activity
Source: RefSeq, a predicted model, not a curated record
AUGUUAGAGGCUCUGAGACAGCCUGAAGUCAAGACACAAGCUCUGGGCCUCCAGAAACAUCUGACUUUGCUCCUUCUGUCUCUCUUGGAAGCACUGAACAAGAAAUCCAGAAAGAUCAGCAGAAAAGAGGCAGAAAAGAAGAAGAGAUCUUCCAAGAAAAACGCUUCGAUGAAGAAGGUGGCGCGGCCGCGGCCCCUGCCGCCCGCCCCCUGCGUGGCCACCCGCGACAGCUGCAAGCCGCCGGCGCCCGCCUGCUGCGACCCGUGCGCCUCGUGCCACUGCCGCUUCUCCCGCAGCGCCUGCUCCUGCCGCGUGCUCAACCCCGCCUGCUGAGCCCGCCCGCCUCCCGGCCGCCGGCGGGGCUCCCUGGGGACCCUCGGGGCCCUUCCGGGGCGGCUGAUCUCUAGUAGGUGAGGCUUCCUAGGACUGGGCGCGGGCGCGGCUCCCGAGGCUGGCGCGCAGCUUUCGGGAGCCGGGACUUCAAGCAGAAUUGGCUUGGGUUGGACUAAAAUCCAAAUAUAUGUAGGCUGCUCCAAGGUGUGUGGCUGUUUCUUUAAAGGGCAGGAAAGCUUGCUUUUCCUUCGCCGAGUCCCCUUCGCCGCCCAAGUCCCGCCGACUGCGCACGCGCUGUCUCCUGGGCCUGGAGAAACCCGGUUACCCAGCCCUAGGGCUGCGCUCCUGGUAAACUCUGCUCUGGUUCCGGGCACUGGAGACAAUGCUGCCCCCUACCUUUAAACCUCGGAACACCCGAAACUGCCUCCA